CGAUCAGAUACGUUGCAACCAGUAAGGAGCCAAUCAGGCUCUAGCCUAACAGUCCUGAGCCCACCAGCUGGCAAUCAAUUAGGCUUAUGGAGAUCAGGCUCACCGCAACCAUACUGGGCUCAACCGGGCCCACAUCAAUCAUAUUGGGCUCGACAAGACCCACGUCAACCAUACUGGGGCCAACCAGGCCCACCACAACUCUACUGGGGUCAACCGGGCCCAAAUCAACCAUUCUGGGGUCAACCAGCCCCAAAUCAACCAUUCUGGGGUCAACCAGCCCCAAAUCAACCAUUCUGGGGUCAACCAGGCCCAAAUCAACCAUUCUGGGGUCAACCAGGCCACAGUCAACCAUUCUGGGGCCAACCAGGCCCAAGCCAACCAGUCUGGGGUCAGCCAGGCCCAAGCCAACCAUUGCGAGGUCAGUUGGUUCCUAGUCAACCCAACCAGAGUCAACUGGGCCCAAGAGAACCACACUUGAGUCGGGAGCAACUGUUUCAAUCUCUGUGGUGCCAAACCUGCCUGAGUCAACUACUCCAGAUCAAACCAGGCAAGAGCCAAUCAACUCCAUGUCUAGCAGGUUCAACUCUAGUAGAACAGAGUCAAACAGAAAGGUUCUACUCAAAGUUGAAUCAAGAGAGCAUGCGGCCUCUUCAAAUAAGACCUGCUGAAGCUCGAGAUUGCCCCGAGAUCAUGCGCUUAAUUAAAGAAUUGGCUACCUGUGACAAUAAACGAAGCGUAACGCACUUGACAAUAGCAGAUUUGCUCAGAGACGGCUUUGGGGAUAAUCCUCUUUUCUACUGUCUGAUUGCCGAAGUAUAUAAUUCACGUAAGCCAUCAGGGAGAACAGCCGUUGGAUUUGCCAUCUAUUACUUCAAGUACACUCUCUGGACUGGCAAGUUACUCUACCUAGAAGAUUUUUAUGUCAUAAAAGCUUACCAAGGUCUAGGUAUUGGAGAUGAAAUGCUCAAACGGUUAAGUCAGAUAGCCCUCAGAACCCAGUGUAAAGGCAUGCAUUUUCUUGUUGUCAUCUGGAACCGGGCUUCUGCCGAGUACUACUGUCGUCGAGGAGCUUCCGACAUUUCCUCCGAGGAGGGCCGUCAUUUGUUCAAGUUUACGCAUGCACAACUCACGGAGAUUGCAAAGUAGUGAUGGAAAAGGCCUUGAAAUAAGUAGGUCCACUAUGGGCUCCAACAUCUGAAUAUCAUCUUAGUCCAAUGGCAGUUUGACUUUGAGUACUGUACAA
This is a messenger RNA of Ochotona princeps (American pika), 1243 nucleotides long. It is a transcript of the gene SATL1, whose product is annotated as spermidine/spermine N1-acetyl transferase like 1. Gene Ontology annotation, molecular function: N-acetyltransferase activity. The record is from RefSeq and is a predicted model, not a curated record. Gene Ontology annotation, cellular component: cytosol. The transcript has 6 exons. NCBI's taxonomy places the organism in Eukaryota, Metazoa, Chordata, Mammalia, Lagomorpha, Ochotonidae. The coding region runs from base 640 to 1146 and encodes 168 amino acids.